This is a messenger RNA of Dendrobium catenatum, 1499 nucleotides long. RefSeq names its product 7-deoxyloganetin glucosyltransferase-like. The coding region runs from base 39 to 1499 and encodes 486 amino acids. Gene Ontology annotation, molecular function: UDP-glycosyltransferase activity. The record is from RefSeq and is a predicted model, not a curated record. The transcript is spliced from 2 exons. Lineage: Eukaryota; Viridiplantae; Streptophyta; Magnoliopsida; Asparagales; Orchidaceae.
UAGCGAAGCUUUGUAGAAAGAGAUUAGGAGAAAGAGAAAUGGGUUCCGUUGCAGCAGAGAAACACCACGCCGUGUGCGUUCCAUACCCGGCGCAAGGCCACAUGAACCCCGUAUUAAAGUUAGCCAAAGUCCUCCAUGCCCGAGGCUUCUACAUCACCUUCGUUCUCACCGAGUUCAACUACCGUCGGCUGGUUCGUUCGCAGGGCGCAGAGGCUGUUCGGGGACUCGCUGAUUUCCGUUUCGCUUCCAUUCCCGACGGCCUCCCCUACUCCGACGAGGAUGCUACGCAGAACGUCCCUGACCUCUGCGAAUCUACAAUGAAGAACUGUCUCGGUCCCUUCUUAGGUCUUCUGGCUAAGCUCAAUGAAGAGAAUUCCUCCGGUGCUCCGCCAGUCUCUUGCAUAGUCUCGGAUGGCGUCAUGAGCUUCACCCUUGACGCAGCCCGGGAUCUCGGCAUCCCUGAGAUCCUUUUCUGGACUACUAGUGCCUGCGGCUUCCUCGCCUACCUCCACUACCAACAGCUUGUGGAUCGCGGCCUCGUUCCUUUCAAAGAUGAGGCAGAGCUCAACAAUGGGAGAUUCCUUGACACUGAAGUAGAUUGGAUCCCGGGACUGAGAAAAGGCACGCGUCUCAAGGACUUACCCACCUUCAUUCGUGUGACGGAUCCCAAUGAAAAGAUGUUCAACUUCAUCUUGCACGAGGUAGGCAGAGUUUCCAUGGCCUCAGCUCUCGUGCUUAACACCAUUGACGCCCUUGAAGUCCCCGCCCUCGCCGCACUGCAGAAGAUCCUCCCGUCCGUCAACUCCAUCGGCCCACUAUCGGCCCUCGUCCGACGCACAAUACCAAGCGACAGUCCCCUCGCGGCCAUCAGCACAAGCCUGUGGAAGGAGGACUCUACAUGCCUAAACUGGCUCGCCGGCAAGGAAGCUCAGUCAGUUGUGUACGUCAACUUCGGAAGCAUAACUAUAAUGAGCAACGAACAGCUCGUCGAGUUCGCAUGGGGUCUCGCCAAUAGCGGCUACGCCUUUCUAUGGGUGAUCAGGCCCGACCUCGUGAAGGGAGAAUCGGCCGUGCUGCCACCGGAGUUCUUGGAAGAGAUUAAAGAGAGAGGGAUGAUGACGAGCUGGUGCGCGCAGGAGGAGCUACUUUUCGACCCGGCGGUGGGCGUCUUCUUAACACACUCAGGCUGGAAUUCGACAUUGGAGAGCUUAACUGCUGGCGUGCCGAUGAUAUGCUGGCCGUUCUUCGCCGAGCAGCAGACCAAUUGCUUGUAUUCAUGCACUGAUUGGGGUGUGGGGAUGGAGAUUGACAAUAAUGUGAAGAGGGAGGAGGUGGAGGGAAUGAUAAGGGAGAUGAUGGCGGGGGAGAAGGGGAGGGCAAUGAGAGCGAAAGCGGCGGAGUGGAAGGAGAGUGCAGCUAAGGCAAUUAGUCCCCUAGGGAGCUCUUCGGUAAACUUGGAGAAGGUGAUCGAAGAGGUGCUUCGUUCGAAUAGUUCUUAG